AUGGCUGGAACUGAGUUUUCCGAGGAACCAACAAUAAGGCUGAAACUUCUUGUCGACAAGGAGAAAAACAAGGUUGUCUUGGCUGAGGUUGGUAAAGAUUUUGUUGAUGUGCUCUUCAGUUUUUUGAUACUGCCAAUAGGUACCAUUGUGAGAUUUCUGCAGAAACAUCACCAUAAUCAAAAGUCUCCAGCCGCCGCAACUAAAAUAGGUUGUUUCAACAAUCUCUACAAAAGUGUUGUUGAUAUGAGCAACGAUGAUUUCUUGACUGAGGCUUGUAAACAUAUACUUUUGUAUCCGAUGCACGUGAAAGUGAGUCAAUGCAAACGGCUUAAGCUUAACAUCGACGACACCCCAAUCUUGAAGUACUAUAGGUGCCCGGAUUUGGGAAAUUCGCAGUCAUGCUCCAAGGCUUAUAGUAAUUUCUACUCCUUAAAAUGUGUUUGUGGCAAGUUUAUGAAACAGGAGAUUAUAGCAAAUGAAGGUGUUCGUGAGGAAAUAUUUGUCAGCGACAACAAGUCUUUCAUCAUUUCCGACAAUAUGAAAGUUGGAUUCAGUUCCAUUUCUCUCGCCUUAAAAACAAUUAGAGAGCUCGGUCACACAGAUCUUGAUAAGUUGGAUGAGAUGCUUGUAGACGUUGGUCACAAAGAGGUACUAGCUUUGCUGGAAUGCUUACUCUCUUCGGAUACUCCCUUGACUGAUGCGUUCUUGAUGAAACGGAGCUCAUGUAUCAUUACAAAGACGCCUAACAUGGCAAGCUUAGCCGCCCUGCAAGAUGGAGGUAAAGAAGAAGAAUCAAAUGAACAACAACUCUCAGUCACUCUAUUUGUUAGGAAGCAAGACAAGAAAGUUCUUUAUGCCGAAAGCGGACAAGACUUUGUGGAUCUACUACUCAUUUUCUUGGCUGUCCCUUUGGAGUUAGUGUGGGGAAUAUCUGGAAACAAUAUCGAACUCGAAUGUAUUGACAACUUAUGUAAAAGCAAGAAGAGCUUGAGCUCUAGUCAAGCCACACAUCAUUCAUCGACUAUGCUUCCUUUGAACUAUAGCUUCCAAGCACCGUUGCUUGGUAUCUCUAGGAAAGUUUCCAUCCCGUGGUCAGUGACAAUAAACUAUCAAAGGUAUGAUUUGAAACUGAUGUAUCCAAAUUAUGAUGGAAGUGGAGAGUCAACGAUUCAUAGUAGCAGCGGGCUUGUAAGGAGAGGUACAACGUACAUGAUUUCAGAUGAUCUUACUAUCUCAGCUAAAAAACUCUUCUUCAAUUAUUUGCAUAUUGAAGAAGUGGAAUGUAGACUUGGAUGA
This is a messenger RNA of Microthlaspi erraticum, 1296 nucleotides long. NCBI's taxonomy places the organism in Eukaryota, Viridiplantae, Streptophyta, Magnoliopsida, Brassicales, Brassicaceae. The record is from the annotation of a GenBank genome assembly.